Molecule: messenger RNA, 2112 nt
Organism: Entamoeba invadens IP1
Lineage: Eukaryota; Evosea; Mastigamoebida; Endamoebidae
Exons: 3
Coding region: 1-2112 (703 amino acids)
Source: RefSeq, a predicted model, not a curated record
AUGGAUACAAAAAAAUAUUUCGACUGUUCGCAGAACUCGAAGUUUAUUCUUGACUUCGACAAACUCAGCCCAACAAUUCACCAACUGAACAAACAAUCGUUUCUCGAGUUGCCGUACCCAACAAAGAAGGAAAUUCAGGCUUUUACACCUCUCACACACAACCAAAUCACACACAUUGCACACGUACUCGUCACGCAUCAAAACAUCCGACAGUGCUUCUCGUUUUUUGUCCCACAAGAAAUCCCUGAGAACAUCUUUUGGUGUAAGUACUUUCGGUUACUCUUUACGGUCCAGGACAGAGAAUCGGAUUAUAAGAAGUACAUUAAACACCGUGACAAUAAGAGGAGUGAUUCCCUCACACACGUCCUUCAAAUCUGGAAAGUUUCCUUCUCGAAAAUGAAACUUGAAAUUCCAAGCUCAUUGAAUCCCAAACAAGGUCUGUUGCUACUUACUGGAUCAAAGGAAGUCUUAGACACAACACCAAAAUUGAUCAACCAACUCAUUAAAGUCGUUUUCCCUUUUGCAUCGACGAAAUCGAAUAUGUUCAAACGGACGGUGUUCAUCUUAACAUCCCCUGUGAUCGUCAGAAUUAAUAUUCAAAGCGGACAACAUGACAUUCCAGACAUCGACUUACCAAUUCACCAAUUGGAAGACAAGUUGGAGCCUCAAAUGCCAACAGAAGUCCAAAGCGAACGACCUGUUGAACGUCCCCGGUCUUCUAUAGGGGACUGUUCCCGACAAAACACUGCAAGAGUCUCAUUGGAUUCGACUCCGAUGGGGAUAUUAAGUGGAGGAAGUCUAGGGGGGCAUAUCAUCGAUUCGAUCAGUGAACGGCCACGCAUGAGCUUUAACGAGUUACAGCGGAACUCCAUCACCAAUUCUGAGAGUGAUAUUCCCGCCCAUCGAUUUCUCAUUGCGACGUUUAACACGCUCUUCAAUCGUAUGAAAAACCACAAGUUACAGUUUGUCGGGCCGUUAUUAGGGUUCUUGGUGAAACAUUAUCAAGGGAUAGAAGCGUACGUCAUAUGCCACACUUUCAUCUGCUCAUGUUUGUAUAGAGGGAUAUACCCAUUCACCGUCGUUCAGUUUGAUUAUUUCUUCCUCAUGUUGGACGAUAUUGUGUGUGAGAGGAUGCCCAACUACGCUGAGUCAUUAACAGUGUCUUUGACUACAAUCUACGAAAAUUUGUUUGUCAAUCUGUUGGUGCCUUUACUUGAUGACGUCGACAAAUUUAUUUCCCUCACGAUUUUACAGCAUUUGUUCUUGUACGGAUACCCGUUUGCAGUCAAAUUGGUGGUGACGAUGAUGGAAGAGUCGCACGCCCCACCGAAGAGGAUGGAGGAGGUCGUCCCGAUCUUUAAAAAAGUGUUGGAAUAUGACGCCCCGGGGAUUUUAGCGCUUGCGACCCAAAUGAAAUUACCUGAUUUUGCGAAUUAUCACUUCUUGUUCUCAAUUAAAGAGUCGGUCCACUCGACCGUCACUCCGUUUACAGAAACUGAUCGACUUGAACGUAAGAUGACGCUGGAGAAGAUGUGUAGCUUCACGUUACCAACUGAUUUGAUGUGCGAAGACUUGUUAUUGGAAUUCACUUCAAUGCUUCCAAACCGAUUUGCAGUGAUGGACUUCAUGUGCCUCUUUUCGACCAAAACGGACGGGUUUUCGUUGCGCAAUUUGUACUCGUUAUGUGCGGCUCGAAAUCCUUUAGUCAUUUUUAUACAAGCAGAAAACGGUGAUUUGUUCGGCGGAUAUCUCCCCGACCCAAUAAAGAUUCAUCGCAAUUUCUAUGGGACCGGCGAGGCAUUUCUCUUCACGUUGGUCCCUAAAGUGAAGAAGUACAAGGCAACAAUGUCCAACACGUUUUAUGUGAUGACAGACUUGAACAAACUCAUUAUGGGCGGCGGACGGGGAUUUCCCGGCCUUUCAAUAUCAAAGGACAUGGAAGGUCAGACGUACGAAUGCCCGACUUUUAAUAAUGAGCCUCUUACUAUUAAUCAACAGUUUAAGAUCCAACGCCUUGAGGUAUGGACCGCCGCUUCUGUUGCUUUGAUUUCGACAAUUUCAGAGUCCGUCUCGGAAGCAUCUUCUUCUCGUCAGUCUAUGGAAGGUCUUUGA